UUAUACAAAAAAAUUCUAAUGACGUCGUUUAUGACAAAAAGCUCUUAGAACGACACCGUUUAAUAUGCAAACUGUAAACAAAAACCGACAGACAAAUGGUGGGACGCUACAAGUUAACUGCAAAAAGAAAAAAAAAAGGGAUGCUGAAACUGCUGGUGCUGAGGGGCGGUGGUUUCUGAGAGAGGAUGAGUGAAAAUUGUGUCCUUUGAACAAAAAAGGAAAAACAUUUCGUCUAGAUUAUAAACCCCUCUUGUAUAUCCAUUUAAUUUUCCCUUGUGUCCACUGUUUUUGAGCAAAAUGUGCAGAAGAAUGAGCUAGUAAUGGCUGUGGCAGAAGCAAGAACCGCUUGGCAAAGAGCAGUUAAUCGAUGUUUGGUCCAGGAAGAUGCUAAAAGAGCUCCAAAGUUGGCAUGCUGCUCAUCAGCAUCACCCUCAUCGAAACAGGUUGAUACUGGACCUGCAAAUGGUGCUGAUGCACAAAAUCCUUCUGGCACAUGCUUCCUGCCUUUUGACAGGAACUCUUCAUAUUGUGAUUUAUCCCCUAAUUCAAGAUGGUGGCUGCAUCUUCAACCUAAUUAUGGGUAUCAAAAAGGCUUAGUGAGUGAACUGGUAGAUUCUAUUGAAGCAGAGAUGGAAAAUAUUGGACCAGUUUUAGAUUCAAUCCCUAAAUAUAACAAGUUGUAUGAUCAGAAUGAAGCAGAUAGUAUUUGUGUGGAUAAAUUUACUGUAGGUGGAUCGCUAGAUUCUCAGGUUACAAGAUCCGCAAGCUAUGUAAACAGUGACUUGGGAGUUGGAAGCAAAGAACUGACAGAUGUGUUUACUGAGAUUUCCAAGGAUAGUCCUAACCUCGAGGACACAGGGUAUCCCAAUGAAGCGAGUAAGAAAGGUCUGGUUGAUCUCACAGUCGGUAAGCAGAUAGAUGAGCUUUCAUUUGAUACAGAAUAUCCCUGGAUUGGUGUUGCGAGAACAGAACCAUGGUGGCGAACUGCAGACACAGAGGAACUUGCUUUAUUGGUUGCACAGAGAUCACAUGAUUUUAUGGAGAAUUGUGAUCUUCCUCAGCCUCAGAACAAUUUUGUUAAACAAGACCGCGACGUGGAUGUUGACAGUAAGAUUUAUGCUUCUUCUAUGGGUCCGAAAGCUGGAAGUAUGCGCCAACAGAAUACGAAUAUUCAUAAACGUGGCAAUCUUUCAUUUGAACGCCCGUCACAGUUAGAUGCUGAAGGGAAGUUGCAGCUUCACACUUGCAAGUCAUCAAGUUUGAAGAACAGUGACACCGCUAGCCAAAAGGUUGUGCGUGAAAUGAGCACAUCUGGAGAUGAUGAAAGCAAGGCCCAACUACUAAAAGCACUUCGUCAUUCUCAAACGCGUGCUAGGGAAGCUGAGAAUGCGGCAAAGCAAGCCUUUGCGGAGAAGGAGCACGUUGUUCAGCUGGUCUUUAGACAAGCAUCACAACUUUUUGCCUACAAGCAAUGGUUCCAGCUACUGCAACUAGAGAACUUCUACUUCCAGAUUAAAAGCAACAAAAAACAGCCAAUAUCUGCCAUGUUACCAGUAAUGUUACCGAGGGUGCCCAAGAAAACUAAGAGACCGCAGAAGAAGUCUGCUAGGGUGAAAAGAGCCAAACGUGGUCGUCCCAAGUAUGACUUGAGCAGAUAUGCAGUUGUUUUUGCAUUAGGUUUGGGUCUUGUUGGUGCAGGUUUGCUUCUUGGGUGGACAGUCGGGUGGAUGGUACCGACGUUCUGAGCUGUGUAGAUUGUAUCCAAUUUUUUUUUUUUAAAUAGUAGUUUUGUAAAGAUUGGUUUACAUGGGAGUUGAGUGGGUGGUUGUGUCUAUGUAUGUUAGUUGUAUGAUCAUUUCUCCAUUUCCUUUGGUCUCAGCUUUUAGUACUUGAAUUGAAAUGGAAUCAUGUGCUUGAAGACUAGCAAGCAUGUAUAUAAUAUUAGGCAGAAUUAUGUUUUUUCCUCACCAAAAUUAGACUCUUUUGUAUUGUCAUGAUUAAUGGAUUUGUUGGAGUUGUUAAUUAUUACUAUCA
Solanum pennellii is the source of this 2034-nucleotide messenger RNA. RefSeq lists its product as uncharacterized. Lineage: Eukaryota; Viridiplantae; Streptophyta; Magnoliopsida; Solanales; Solanaceae. The record is from RefSeq and is a predicted model, not a curated record. Bases 321 to 1745 code for a protein of 474 amino acids. The transcript has 3 exons.